AUGUCCGACUAUUCAGGGAGACUCAGGUAUCUAGGCCACACAUCAACAUGGAGCUUCAGCUACCAAGUCCUACAGAUGGCCUCGCAGAGUACAGGCAUAAACACUUCUCCAGCUUCUUUUACGCAGUCGCAUGUUGAUGGUCAGCUCUACAACAUCAUCCCAGAGCUCCAGCUACGCCUUGACACCGUGGAGAUAAGCAAUCUUCCUGCAUUAGAGCUUGCUUUGUACUAUGCGCAAACUACAAAAUUUAGAACAUAUCCACUCUAUCAUCUGUUUGAGGGGACGGACUUUUCACAAAAUCUUCACUGCUUCCACCAAGACCCUUCUGAGUAUGCCCUGACACAUGGCCUUUGGUACGUGCACUAUCUUGUCAUCAUGGCGUUAGGGAAAUCCCUUCUUGGAAAGCAAGCAGGUAUGAGGCCCGCAGGAUCAGAGCUCUUCUCCCGCGCUCUGAAUUUGUUACCAGAUGCAGCAUAUUUAUCCAGAGACCCUGUCAGAGCUACUGAACUCUUCUGUUCUGUUGCUCUCUAUCUCCACUGUGUCGACCAUCGAGUUGCGGCUCAUUCCUAUAUUGGCCAAGCCGUGAGGAUGGCUCAGUCUCACGGUCUACACACCGAUAUGCCACCCGCCCUCGUUGGAGAUCGAUUGGCCCAACAUGGUCGCCUUCUAUGGUGGACCGCCUAUACAUUAGAUCGAAGACUUUCAUCCUUGAUGGGAACACCAAAUACCAUUCACAAUGAGGACAUUAGUGCUCCAUUACCUCGGAUUCCAGACAGCGAUCUUCAUUCGGCUGCCCUAUCAAUCCACGUCAAGCUUGCCAAAAUCUUAGGCUCUAUAUCUAUCACCGUGUAUGGCCCGAAAGAAAAGCUCAAAGAUACCUUUUUGUCUACCAUACGCAGAACGCUCAAAUGCAUUGGGGAGUUGGGCGACGAGCUAGCUUCCUUCUCUUCCCGAUCGAUUGGUGAAAUAUCUCGGGUUGCAGCCCAUCUCAAUCUACAAUACAAUCAGAUCGCCAAUAUUCUCUUACAACUCAAGAAAUUCAAUCUGCUAGACGAUUUCUUACCAUUUGACCUUGAGACAGCUUACUCAGCUGCGUUUGUCCUUAUCAUGUCUUCAGAAAUUGAGGCCAAACAUCCCUUGCACGAAGCAUCUCUUGCAGCUUUGCUCGACGUGUUUGACGCCAUGGUGGCCGGCGGAAAUCUAGUAGCUAGUUCACGGAAAGCAGAGGUGGAAGAGCUGGCCUACUCACUAAGAAAGCAAUUUUGUCAAAACACCAAUGACGACACCACUUCUGCCAGAGCUUUGCCUUCAGAUGAGGGGCCCGAUGCCAGACUUGGCGGUCAAUUUAGCUUGCCGAGUACCAGUGGAUCACUCUUUGAGGGAUGGAGUCCCGAGAAUCUUUACACUGGCUCCCGAAUUGAAGGCUUGGCCGAUUCCCUGACAAUGGAGGAACUUAAUGAUCUAUGGGUCUAA
Clonostachys byssicola is the source of this 1473-nucleotide messenger RNA. NCBI's taxonomy places the organism in Eukaryota, Fungi, Ascomycota, Sordariomycetes, Hypocreales, Bionectriaceae. The record is from the annotation of a GenBank genome assembly.